Messenger RNA from Manis javanica (Malayan pangolin), 528 nucleotides. RefSeq names its product gamma-glutamylcyclotransferase-like. The record is from RefSeq and is a predicted model, not a curated record. NCBI's taxonomy places the organism in Eukaryota, Metazoa, Chordata, Mammalia, Pholidota, Manidae.
AUGACCUCAGUGCAGCAUGAGACAUCACCCAGCAGGAGACCACCAGACCAUUCUCCUCCACCCCUGGCCACCCCACCAAGGAGGCAUCAGCCUGAUUCCCAAUUGGAAACACCCAAACUGCACCCCAGUGAUAUCAGCUGCUCUACCAGCAUGGCAGUGACUGGUACCCACAUGGGAGAUCCCCAGGACUUGGUGAACUUGGCCUGCCAGGACCUUCAGAGUCAGGAGGAGGAGAGUUUUUUGUAUUUUGUUUAUGGUAGCAUCCUGCUGAGGGAGCUGAUUCACCUCCACAACCCCUUGGCUGUGUUCAGUUGCAUCUCUUGCCUGCAGGUCCUCUGCUUGGGCACAAAAGAGAAUUGUUUGUCACUGGAGUAUCAAAAAAAGUUAAAUGAAAUAGAACCAAAUGACAACAAAGGAGAAGUCUCAGAAGAAAUUAAAGACAUUAUCAAAAAGAGAGAAAUAAAAACUCAUUAUUACAUAAUAGAAAAUAUCUACGGAUAUUUUCUCUAUACAUUAGUAUGUUUUUAA